This is a messenger RNA of Psammomys obesus (fat sand rat), 540 nucleotides long. It is a transcript of the gene Hesx1, whose product is annotated as HESX homeobox 1. The transcript has 4 exons. Bases 1 to 540 code for a protein of 179 amino acids. Gene Ontology annotation, cellular component: nucleus. The record is from RefSeq and is a predicted model, not a curated record. NCBI's taxonomy places the organism in Eukaryota, Metazoa, Chordata, Mammalia, Rodentia, Muridae. Gene Ontology annotation, biological process: forebrain development; regulation of transcription by RNA polymerase II; pituitary gland development. Gene Ontology annotation, molecular function: DNA-binding transcription repressor activity, RNA polymerase II-specific; RNA polymerase II cis-regulatory region sequence-specific DNA binding.
AUGUCUCCCAGCCUCCGGGGAGAUGCUGAGCUCGGGGAAAGCAAGUCCUGCUCCUUUUCAAUCGAGAGCAUUUUAGGACUGGACAAGAAAAAAGAUUGUGUAACGUCUACAAGACCCCACAGACCCUGGACAGACACCUGCGGCGACUCGGAGAAAGAUGGCAACCCAUGCCUGCAUGCUCCAGACCUUCCCAGUGAGGCCUCAUUGCCUUGUCCAUGGCCAGAAGAAAGGGCUUUGAAAUGUGAAAAUUAUUUUUCAACCUCAGAAACUCUCGCUUUGAAAAGAGAGUUGAGUUGGUACAGAGGACGAAGACCAAGAACUGCUUUCACCCAAAAUCAGGUUGAGGUAUUGGAAAAUGUCUUCAGAGUGAACUGCUACCCUGGCAUUGACAUCAGAGAGGACCUAGCUCAAGAGCUGAAUUUAGAGGAGGACAGAAUCCAGAUUUGGUUCCAAAAUCGUCGGGCAAAGCUGAAAAGGUCCCGUAGAGAAUCACAGUUUCUAAUGGCAAAAAAGCCCUUCAACACAGAUCAUCUGAAAUAG